GAGUUUCCUUCGUGACGAAGUGUCAAUGUUCCGCUUGUGAUUGGUCAGUUGCCCAAAAGACGCCUGACGUUGGCCGCUUUCUUCCUGAAAGUUGAACUUUUUUCAACUCUCCGUAUGGCAGAAAAAAACGCUGGGAGAGGCGUUUAAAAAAGCGGCCGUGACUUUUCCCAGAAACGCUCUGCUCCAAAGGAAUAUAAUGUAAAACAAGCGCUGGCAGAUUAAAAAAAACGCUAGAUGUGAACGCGGCCUAACUCUGUUUUAAAUGACGCUAUAGCUCCGGUAACGUCGUGUUUUAAAGCUUUUUCGUGUGAGAAAGUAGCAGUUUAGGUCCCCGUUGUUCCGCCAGUUUAUCCAAAUAACGCUUGUUUGCACUUUUGCUCCGCCGUGCUGGGAGAAGUGCAGACCAGCCCCACCUGUGGUGGUAAAUGGUUGAAUAAUGACAUUUAAGUUACUGUUUGCCUUAUUGUUUGUCAUUUCCACAUAUAGAAUUUAGCCUUUGCUCAGUCACCCUUGCAGCUUAUCCAGGUGUCAGAUUCUGUCACUUUUUUGACGGCUGAAAGGCUGAAAAACUGAUCUAGAGUGAUCCAACUUUACCUAUCCAUGACUUGUGAUGUUUUUUUGUGCCUUCCAGGAGCAACUAAAAGAGCCUUAACAUCAUGGAGGAAUUGGAUGAUGUUACUGUUUCAGUUCUAAAUGCUGCCAGCAUAGAUGAGGCCUUACUCCACACCCUCAGUCGGGAUGAUUUAAGAGACCUUUUUCCUGGGCCAGAGAACUUUCUCAGGAGGAAACAACUGUGGGCUCUUAUUAGCCAUGAGGAUGAGAAUGCCACUUUACCAGACAAAGCUGGCCCAGGUGAAACAGGAACUGUGUCAUCACUUCAAGGAUCACCUCCAGUAUCCCCCCACACAUCCACUCCUGUGUUGAAGAAAACCUUACAGCUUCCUAGUCCACCAGAAUAUGUUAUAUACACAGACACUGAGUUGGAACUGGCUCGUAAGCACCAUUUUGAGAUAGGUAGAGAGGGGGAAUCUGUAAUGUCUAAAGAGUUGAGAUGCAGGCUGGUGAGGAACACUGUUACCAGCAUGAUCUCAAUCUUAAGAGCAAGUCAACAAGGAGAGGAGCUCCGGUACCCCUCUAAGCAUGAGGUCACCGCAAUGGCUAAGAGACUAGUGGAGUAUUAUCCCAUGCUACAGGAUAAAGAUGAACCCAUCAAACAUAUGAGCAUGUACAGUUAUCUUCAGAAGAGAAUUCUGAAUGUGAAGUCCCCACAGAAGAGGAAGGGGCCCAGACCAGAGAGAAGCAGUUCAACCAAAAGACGUCACAUUGACUUCUCUCCAAGUGACCAGGGAGAAGAUUAUGAUGCAGACUCAAGUGGUGGAUCAACAAUUCUUUUGCCACCUAGGGGCAGUUCUGAAGACGACAGUUCAGCGGACAAAGAUAGUCUGGCAGCACUGCCAGGCAUUACAAGACUCUGCAGGAGAUGUACAAAAAACCAAAACCCAACCAAGAUGCUGUCUGCCAGAUCCUUGACCUUGAGUUUCAAUCAAGAAGAGCCUUCAUUGACAGUGGCAUUCUGAAAGAAGAGGACAGACCAGCAAAGAUUUUCGAGGCAUAUCCAUGUUUCAAAGAGCUUCAUCAUGUGAUGGAUGAGCUGCGGCGGAUUCUGGCUAAGGACAACAGCAAGUUCAUCAAUGAAGUAAAGAAGAGAUGGGCCGACUUCUGCUCCAUGGUGCAGUUUUAUGGUGUUUGGAGGAAAGUGUUGAAGCCACCCAUGAGCCUGGGUGCAGUGGAAUCCAACAUUGCCUUGUUCAGGGCACUACCCACACUCUUCCCCUCACCGUCUGCGCCACCUAAGAAGAUGGGACAGGCCAGUGAGGCAUUGCUUCAUGUCCUUCAGCCAACAGAAGAGCCAGCCAUCUACCUCCAGAAGAGAACCCUCUUCAGCCCUGUUUUGGUCUUUGAUGGGUCCCGCUGUCUUCUGGCAAUUGGAAACACUCCUGUCACUACAUUUGCCAAAGAAGAACUUGGUGAAGGGUUGCUGUAUCUGAUGGGUUAUUACUAUACCCUGCAUCUCACCUAUCCUAAGUGUGUGGCGACCAUUCUCUCUGUCAUUCAGACAGAGGUCUUACAGGACAGUAUCCACGACCGAGACACCACAGGCUCGUACAAAAGAGUCAUGGCAGAGUGGAAUGCUUUCAUUAAGAAAUAGAGCUAUUCAGGCUGUUCAGCCAUGUUCUGUCUUAUGAGAUUGAGAUAUUUCAUUGUUAUCAAAGAUAAUGAGGUCAUAGCCUCUUACCUCUGGGUUUCAGAGGUUAAUUUUGCAAAUAUUAUGUUAUGAUUGUAAAUAUUGUAAGGAAUCUGCAAACACUUCAAAUAAAUGCUGUUAACAAUA
Messenger RNA from Gadus macrocephalus (Pacific cod), 2392 nucleotides. RefSeq lists its product as uncharacterized. Bases 657 to 1577 code for a protein of 306 amino acids. The transcript is spliced from 8 exons. Lineage: Eukaryota; Metazoa; Chordata; Actinopteri; Gadiformes; Gadidae. The record is from RefSeq and is a predicted model, not a curated record.